This is a messenger RNA of Myotis lucifugus (little brown bat), 3521 nucleotides long. RefSeq names its product zinc finger protein 883-like. The record is from RefSeq and is a predicted model, not a curated record. Gene Ontology annotation, cellular component: nucleus. Gene Ontology annotation, molecular function: RNA polymerase II cis-regulatory region sequence-specific DNA binding; DNA-binding transcription repressor activity, RNA polymerase II-specific. The transcript is spliced from 2 exons. Gene Ontology annotation, biological process: negative regulation of transcription by RNA polymerase II. Bases 1038 to 2894 code for a protein of 618 amino acids. NCBI's taxonomy places the organism in Eukaryota, Metazoa, Chordata, Mammalia, Chiroptera, Vespertilionidae.
CGCUGCUUACGCCCCGCUCAGCCCACAGAGGGCAAUGGCGGCGCCCCCGCUGAGGAGACGGGCUGAGGUGAGUUCUUGUCUCCCGGGACCCUCACCGUCCCCUUAAGCUGAAGUGGACAAACCCGGGUGAGGGCGCCUGUCCCGUCCUGCAGCUCAGUCCCGCGUGGAGGACCGUGAGGAAGGUGGAGGGGAGAGAGGAGUGUUGUGGCUUCUGAGGACACAGCAAGUGCAGGGCAGAGAGGACAGGGGUGACUUGCAUCUGAAUGUCGCUGAGGAUGUGGCUGUGAGUAUUGACGGAAAGAUCAGAGGCUGCAGGGAGGACGUCACAGACUCAUUGGGGCUUUCCCGGCUGUGGGUCCGUCAGGGACCUGGGGUGGGCCUGGAUCCGGCUGGGAGACAAGCUCUCUACACGCCAUAUGCCAAGUUCAUGGGUGAGUCCAGCGACACCCAGUGGCAUUGGAGCAGGAAGCGGGGAGAGCUGAGGGAGUGAACCUGGGAUCUGAACAUGGGAAGGGGGUAAACAUUACCCAGUGGUGUGCACAUCUGGAGGAAGUGUGAGCUGAUGGUCCCGGGACCUGCUGUGGGGACUUAAAGGUGAAGCAUAAACCCUCGCUUGGCUUUGUCUUGGAGGCAGGAUCUAGGAGACUGCAGUGGUGUUGCUUGGCAGGAAGGCUGGGGCCCUACAGGCAUCGCCCAGACCUUAAAUGGCAUUGCUCUCUACCCUCCCCUCCCCCAAUCCUUCCCACCAACCCAGCUGCUCUGCUGAGGGCCAUCACAGUGAGUAAUGGGACUGUGAUGAGAGAACAGCCUGCACUGGCAUUAGGGCCUGGAGUCCACACUAACCGGGUGCCCUGGAGGAGGUUGAGGGGGGGAAGGUGUGUAAGCAGUAGGAUUACUGGUUCUCAGAAAGGCAGCUCUGGUUUCAAUUGUCCCAAUUCUGACAGGUUGGCGUCACCUUUGAGGACAUUGCCCUGUACUUCUCCAGAGAGGAAUGGAGCCUCCUUGAUGAGGGUCAGAGACAGCUGUACCUGAAUGUGAUGCUGGAAAACUUUGAACUUAUAUCCUCGCUGGGUUGCUGCUGUGGAGCAGGAAUUAUGGAGGCAACGACUGAACAGAAGGUUUCAGUAAGAUUGUCACAGGCAAGGAAUCCCAAGUUAGCCUUGUCUUCCCAGAAGAGCCACCCCUGUGAGGGUUGUGGGCUAGUCCUGGGAAACAUUUUCCACAUGAUGGAGGGUCAGGGAACACAACACGGACAGAUACUGUUGAGGUGUGGGGCGUGUGCAAAACAAUUCUAUUUCCGUGUAAAAUUUCACCAGCAGCAUGUGAAAGAGAAGACUUUCACUAGAGGUGUGGAGAGGAUCUCACUUGCAAACAGCUGUAAUUUCAAUGUGUCCCAGAAUCAUUUCAAAUGCGGGGAGGUUGGGCAGGGUGUCCGUAUGGGGUCAGGACAUCUGCACCUAAAGGCUCUUCAAACCAAGGACAGUCCAACUGCAAUUUCCACGUGUGGGAUGACGUUUCAAGGGAGAAAAAAAUAUUACAGUAGAAAAGAAGGUAAGAGAGACAUUAGUUGUACCCACACAGGUAUUCAGGAAAAAGGUGUCCAACUUGGAAGUGGGAGUUUUGGGUCCUCUGAAUGUGGAAAAUUUUUUACCAAGUUUUCUAGCUUUCAUUAUCAGCAGAGAGGUCACACUGGAGAAAAGCCUUAUGAAUGCAGUGACUGUGGGAAAACUUUUGCACGGAGCAAUGGCCUUCGUUGUCAUCAGAGGGUUCAUACAGGAGAAAAGCCUUAUAAAUGCAUGGAAUGUGGAAAAUCUUUUGCACGAAGCAAUGCCCUUCGUUAUCAUCAGAGAGUUCACACUGGAGAAAAGCCUUAUAAAUGCAGUGAAUGUGGAAAAUCUUUUGCACGAAGCAAUGCCCUUAGUGAGCAUCAGAGAGUUCAUAUAGGAGAAAAGCCUUAUAAAUGCAAUGAAUGUGGGAAAUCUUUUACCCUGAAAACUAACCUUCGUUGUCAUCAGAGAGUUCAUACAGGAGAAAAGCCUUAUAAAUGCAGUGAAUGUGGAAAAUCUUUUACCCAGAGCAAUUCCCUUCAUUUUCAUCAGAGAGUUCACACAGGAGAAAAGCCUUAUAAAUGCAGUGAAUGUGGGAAAUCUUUUGCACGGAGUGAUUCCCUUCGUUAUCAUCAGAGAGUUCAUACAGGAGAAAAGCCUUAUAAAUGCAGUGAAUGUGGAAAAUCUUUUGCACGGAGCGAUGCCCUUCAUUAUCAUCAGAGAGUUCAUACAGGAGAAAAGCCUUAUAAAUGCAGUGAAUGUGGGAAAGCUUACCCCACUAGGACUAAGCUUUGUUGUCAUCAGAGAGUGCACACUGGAAAGAGGCCUUAUAAAUGCAGUGAAUGUAGAAAAUCUUUUACCACAAACACCCAUCUUCGUACUCAUCAGAGAGUUCACACUGAAGAAAAGCCUUAUCAAUGUAGUGAAUGUGGAAAAUCUUUUACAUAUAGCAGUAGUCUCCAAAAUCAUCAGAGAGUUCACUCUGGAGAAAAGCCUUAUCAAUGCAGUGAAUGUGGAAAAUCUUUUACAUAUAGCAGUAGUCUCCAAUAUCAUCAGAGAGUUCACUCUGGAGAAAAGCCUUAUCAAUGCAGUGAAUGUGGAAAAUCUUUUACCAAUACUAGAGACCUUCAUUGUCAUCAGCGUAUUCACACUGGAGAAAAGCCUUAUAAAUGCAGUGAAUGUGGAAAAUCUUUUGCACGGAGCAAUAAACUUCGUUAUCAUCAGAGAGUUCAUACGGGAGAAAAGCCUUAUAAAUGCAGUGAAUGUGGGAAAUGUUUUAAAGGUAUCAGUGGUCUCCAAUAUCAUCAGAGAGUUCACAAUGGAGAAAGCCCUUAUGAGUGCAAUUAAUAUGAGAUAUGUCUCAGCCAAAUUUCUAAAUUUGCUCUCCACUAGAGUACAAAUGUGAGAAAUUUCUUAGAUGUGUAGGAAAUGUAGUUUCUUAGAAGUUAACAAUAGUACAAGAAAAUUUGUUAAUCCUCAUUUUUCUGAAUUAUAUCCUAUACAUUUAAUCACCUAUGUUUUGUAAAGUUCCCAUAAGUGUUUUUGCUGUUCUAUGUGUGUGUUUUUAUGUUGGAACACUAUGUAAUUAUGUUGCACGUUCUAACAUACAGAGAUGUCCUGCCAGAUCUAUGUCACUGCACAUUUCUAUUGCUGAAGGUAUUUCACCUGAACCACCUAUAAGGUCCCUACAGAUGGCAUCAAUCACCAUCCUCCUGUGGCAGGGAAGCUAUGUCUGUUGUCUGAUUUGUCAACAAAAAUGAGGAAUGCCUGAGCCCUUGGUUCUUAUUUGUUUCCCUGUCUUGUGUUGCCACAUAGGACUCAUUACUGUUGGCCCCAGUAAACAUAAUGUUGCAGAGGGCCUGCCAUUUUCAGGGACACACUUUCUCUAGAUGCUAAUGAUGAGUUUAUUUCGUACCUAAGUCAUCAAUGGAAGAGACUGGACAAAAAUUGUGCACCUAUGGAUGAGGACAGUGG